This is a messenger RNA of Oxyura jamaicensis (ruddy duck), 1886 nucleotides long. RefSeq names its product B-cell differentiation antigen CD72-like. NCBI's taxonomy places the organism in Eukaryota, Metazoa, Chordata, Aves, Anseriformes, Anatidae. Gene Ontology annotation, molecular function: transmembrane signaling receptor activity. The record is from RefSeq and is a predicted model, not a curated record. The transcript has 8 exons. Gene Ontology annotation, cellular component: plasma membrane. Bases 132 to 1157 code for a protein of 341 amino acids.
GAGAGCGCCGGCCUCACUUCUCCUUUGCACCCCGAGACAGGCAACUGCCGGGCAGCGGGGACACCCGACAGACACCCCACAGAGCCAAGUGGGAGCCAGCAGGGAUCCGGACUUGCCCAGGACCUGCCCGCAUGGCACAGAGCGUGCUCUACGCCGACCUGCGCUUUGCCAAGGGGCCGGGGGGCCGCGGCACAGCCAGCCAGGCGCUGGAGGCAGCCCUUGGCAUGGAUGAGGCCGAGAGCCCCUACGAGAACAUGGCAUCGGGGCCAGCACCUGCGGAGCCGGCUGGGGAAGGGACCCUGCAAAGCCCAGGGCGCUGCUCCCGGCGGCACUGCGUCUCUGCGGGGCUGCUGGUCACCUGCCUGCUGCUGCUGGUGGCUGCCGUGGUCCUGGGGGCCUGCUACUGGCAGGCGACCCGUGAGCUGCGGGACACGUCCCUGGAGCAGGCGGCCGAGCGCGGCCGCUUCUCGCAGGAGGCGCGGGCGUGGGAGCAGAGCCUGGAGCAGGCGCGCCGGGAGCUGGCGCAGGCGCGCGCGGAGCUGCAGCGAGCGUGGCGAGAGGGCAACAGCAGCCUGCUGGAGCUGGGCAGGCAGGAGGCCGAGCUGGCGCGCGUCUCGGGGGCCCUGGCCAGCGCUGAGAGGGAGCUGCAGGGCGUGCAGGGCCGGCUCAACGCCAGCGAGAGCACCGUGACCCUGCUGCGCUCCUGCACGGCUAUAGACUGCUGCCCCUCGGGCUGGCUGCUGUACCGCGGGAAGUGCCUCUUCGUCUCGUCGGAGAAGAAGACGUGGGAUGACAGCAGAGCGGAGUGUGAGAAUAAAUACGCCCAGCUACUGAUCACCAAGUCCUGGAGUCGCUGGACCGUGCCGAGCUUCCUGAAGAACGCGGACACCGUGUACUGGAUCGGGCUGCAGAAGACCAGCCUCCCCUGGUACGACUACGACUGGCUGGAGGAAGGGGAUCCGGACAGCGACGGCAUCACGGACGCCUGGUUCUGGGUGGACGGCUCGCUUUACGAAAGGCCAUGGCAGUCGAAGCUGAACGGGUCCUGUGCCGUGAUCAGCCGCGGGAACAUCAAGCCGGCUCCGUGCGAGGCUCCGGAUGACCUGCACCUCUGGAUCUGCGAGAAGGCGGCGGGGCCGAGCUCCCCUUUCGGGUGAUGGGUGGUGGCUGCUGGCCAUGAACCCGCACCCCUCUGCUUCAGCCCUGCUGCACCCCGCGACGGAGCCUGCCCCACGCGCAUCAGCCCCCUCCCAUGCUGCAGAGCCCUGCCUGACCCCAAACGAGGUGCUACGUCCCCAAACGCCAGCCCCAUGCCCCCCACGAGCGAGCCCCCAUGGCCAGCGCCGCCGCCGCGCAGUAGCCCCAGCCCUGAGGCUGGAGCAGGGGAUAGCACGGCGGCACCCGCCUCCGCCACGGUGCCCACCCCACUUUUAGGCUUUUAGGAGAGCCGCAGCUUUCAGGCAGCCUCGGAGCCCAAGGAUGGAGCCAUCACCAAUGCUGGCAUUUAGGAUUUUUCCUGCUAAUUAGGGAGUAGAGCAGUGACCUUUAGGAUCGCACCGUUCCGAUAGCAAAACCGCGCCAGCGCUCGCCCUGGAUGGACACGAGACAAGUCACCGGGGAUUUAAAUAGCUGCUACACGUGCAAUGCGGCCCUGAUUUACGUUCAGCCUGGCAAGAGCAGAGGAAGUCAUGUUCAACCAGGCAAAGAUGCUCUCGGUUUAUUAUUGGGCCGUGCGUGCCAUUUAUAGCCAAUUAAUUGGUAUGUAAAUCACUCUGUUUGAAGAGCACGGGGCUGUUACAGGCGGGUUUUGGAGGCGCACGUGUCACUCCCCUGUCUUGUCCACUGGCUGAACCCACUUUGUGGCAAAUAAAGAGCUUGUCUGCUGA